AUGUUUACAUAUCUUACAAGAACAUUCUCCAAUUCCAUGGAAACUGUAGUGUUUUCCCUUCUGUUCAUGUUGGUGAUGAAAACAGUGAAAGAUAUACAAGCAAACAAAGAGUCUAGAGAGACUCAGAAGGAAGAGCAUGAUAGGUACCAAAGGAUGUCUCUAGAAGAGUUCCGAAACAAACAUAAUGCAAAUUCAGAAGGAUCUUUUAGUGUGGGCCCCGUCUUGUGGCUGAUGAUAACUGUCAUAAUUGCUGGAGAUAGUCUGAUGUCAUGUCUUUUUGCUAUGACCUUUGGGGCAUUUAUUCCUUCCCUUGUAAUGGUUCUUAUUGACACACAAUACUACAGUGGAAAAACAGCUCUAGACAUCCUGUCAGGAUUUAGACAGUGUGUAGUGACUUCAGAAAAUGUUACUGAGUGCUGGGAGGAUUUCUUCAAGCUGUUUGUUGUGACCCCCUUGAAUUUUAUAAAAUACAACACAGAUCCUAACAACCUAUCCUUCCACGGACGACACCCCCUGUACACACAUCUUGUGGUUAACUUACCCAUUCUGUUUGGACCUUUAGUGGUGCUAAUGCUUGUAGAAGUCAAAAGACUCCUUUUGAGACAGUUCCCAUCCAAUCGUAGUGUCCUGUUGUGUUUUGUGAUGGUCACCGUCAUCAUUCUGUCCAUGUUUCCCCAUCGAGAACCUAGGUUUCUUCUCCCA
Messenger RNA from Saccostrea cuccullata (small rock oyster), 702 nucleotides. RefSeq lists its product as uncharacterized. The transcript has 2 exons. Gene Ontology annotation, biological process: GPI anchor biosynthetic process. The annotation marks the transcript as partial. The record is from RefSeq and is a predicted model, not a curated record. Gene Ontology annotation, molecular function: alpha-1,2-mannosyltransferase activity. NCBI's taxonomy places the organism in Eukaryota, Metazoa, Mollusca, Bivalvia, Ostreida, Ostreidae. Gene Ontology annotation, cellular component: endoplasmic reticulum membrane.